GGGUGCUCGUUCCUUCCUGUUUGGGAAGAGAGCUGUUAAAAGUUCCGUCGGCUGUGUGUUUUUUUUUUCCUCCAGUUGAUGUAUUUGUGCCUGUGCAUGUACAGUGCUUACCUUUCGUGUCUGUUAAUUUUAGCUUAGUUAUGCCUUCUGAAGACGAUUUGGAUUGUGCUUAUGAUUCGACCUGGGAGUCAUUGAGCGAGGAUGAGGACGAUUCAUCUGACCGUGGAGACCAGUGUGGCGCUACGGGUAGAGCCCAGAAAUAUUUUUGGAACUACAAAUGCUCUAGCUUCGGGUUCCAGUCUACACGAAAUCUGCGUGCUGCUAAAGAUAUGCAGAUUUAUCGGCACGGCUAUCCAAAUUUGCGAGAAAACGAAGAGAAUACAAAUAAAGAAAUGUGUAAUUUGUUGUUUUACCAAAAUACAUUUCCUUCUGAGCCUGACGGGGUAACAAUAGAGGAGUUUCACUCUGAUUGGAAGACAAACUAUAGAAAACUGGAAAGAAUUCACUCCUACAUUCAGUGGUUAUUUCCUUUGCGGGAGCCAGGAAUGAACUACAGGGCCUAUGAACUCACCAAGAAGGAAAUUAAGGCAUUUCAGCAAUGUGAGGAAGCAAAACAGAGGCUAGUCGAGUCGUACAAACUCAUGCUGGGGUUCUAUGGUAUAGAGCUGGUGGAUGAGGGGACUGGAGAAGUGAGACGAGCAAACAACUGGGAAGACAGAUUCAGCAACCUGAACCGAAACACGCACAAUAACCUCCGCAUAUCACGCAUCCUCAAGUGCCUGGGAGAGCUUGGGUUUGAACACUACCAGGCCCCACUCGUGAAGUUUUUCCUGACUGAAACCCUGGUGAACAAGGAACUGAGCAGCGUCAAGCGCAGUGCUCUGGACUACUUCCUGUUCUCAAUCAGAGACAAAAAGAAACGCAGAGAACUGAUUGAAUAUGCCUACCAUCACUACGAAUCCAAGGAACCGUUCGUAUGGUGUCCACGGAAAAUUCAGAAGCGAUUCAAAAGACGAAACACGCCAGGGGAGAACAGUAAGGAGAAAGGCGGCGGUGGCAGUCUUUCCACAUGCAAAGUUAGUCAGUGUGAGGCAGCUCAGCCUGUGCUAGAAAAGGGAGAAGAAAAGCAGAAAGAUGAAGAGCCAGAGAAAGAGAGGAAAGGCGAAACCACACAAGACCUGGCAGAGAGUGUAGACGCAGAAAGGAAAGACAAAGGCAGUUCUCUUGAAGAGGGAUCAUCGGUUGAUAACGAGCUUGAUAACCCACAAAGAUGCCAAGAUAAUAAUGUACAGACAGCCGAGGGUACUAGUGAUGCUUCCCUGAAUGGGGACGACAACACCAAGGAAUCCAAAGAUGAAGGACUCGAAGAGGACUGCAGAAGAAACUAUUUAAAGCCAAAAGAAGAUUUGGAGAUGGUGUUAUCAGAGGCAGGUAAUAAUGGGGAGACAUUUACAGAUGAUACUGGCUUAAAAAAUAGCGAGCCAGUUGAUCAGGCAGAUAUAACUGAUAACCAGGGAACUGGAACAGGAAGUUCUGAGAUGCUUGAAAUGGCAGCAGCCAAAGACAAUGAGAGUGGUGUGCAAACAGAUGCUUGUGUAAGUGAAGGAACCGAUGAAGAUCCAGAUUGUGAGCAAAAUAGCUCUGAGACUGUGGAGAGCAACCCAGCUGUAAUCCAUGGUGGCUCCUGUAAUAAUCUCUACGAAAGCACCGGAAGUGUGUCGCAGGCUCAGCUGAGUGAGGAUCAAACAGCAAGAAUGAGUGAAUUACCAAAUCAGACUGCCAACCCUGGCAACAAGGACACGGUUGAACAAGAAGAGCUGGCUGAAGACACAAAUGCAGAAGUCCAGGGCUCACACACGCACACAGGACAGAGCAUUGGGUGCAUAAGUCAAGAUGUUGAGAUGAGUGAUGGUGACGAGGGUGCUACCAAUGCAAAAGUUGAAAGUCCAAGCCCAGUGGAAUCUGAAACCAUCAAAACAAACAAUGAAGGAGCUGCUCAAGACUCCGACAUGGAAUAUGAAAUUUUUUAAACUGGAUUACCAAAUUGAUGUUAAAUGAACGUAAAGUGUCGUGUGGCACAGUUUGAUUGACUACGUCUUCUGUUUGAACCCAUUAGAAAUCAACUGCUUUUCUAACUUUAGUCAAAGUACAUUAGUUUGAUAUUAAAAAAACAAACAAAAAAAAAACAAUCUAAAUUAGUUGCACUCUAUUAUAUGUAUAUUCUGUUAGUUUAAACAUUGUAUAUGCUUUUGAACAAUGUGUUUGUGGCUCUUAGGAUUCAAACUGAGAGCAGUGUGAAUUUCAGAACUCAAAUCCUGGAGCUGCCUUUCUGUGGUGGUUUUGUGAACAAUAUAUUUGAAAUAUUUAACCAUCCCAUUCAAUAACUUCUGCCACCCUGCUGUUUAUUGUUCAAGAUAAGUAGUUUGGUUUUAAUGUUAUGGGUGUCAGCGUAAAGGGUUUUAAAUGAAUUAUAAAAUAAGAAAACAAUUUAAGGGGUGCUUUGUUAGCAAAAAUUAAGAAUACCUCCAUUACAAUAUUUUUCCAGUUAAAAUUGAAAAAGGUUAACUCAAACAAAAAAUAAUACAUUGUUCGUGUUUUUAAAACUUUUUUAAAUUAUUUGUAUGAAAUUCUUAUUUUGAUCAUUUGAUGGAUAAAAAAAUAAUGAAUAUUGUUUACAUUUUUUGAAUAAAAAAAACCUGCUGACUUUUUAAGAUAAUGUCUGACACGUGUGUUGACUGAUUCCCAGUGCCACAGUCCUUAUUCUUGGUCGUAAUUGGUGUUGCUUCCCUCAAUCUGUUACAACAUUGCUGCUGAUGUCAUCUGAUUUAGCAGGAUACUAGUUGCUAUCAUUGGGAACUAUUACGAUAUGGCUUUCUGGGGAAAUUUGUUUUUUCAUCAACUCCUUUUGUGACAAAAGGGGAAAGCAAGCAAUGCAAAAUCUACAAGGUACAUUGGCAUCUGAUUAUUAUUAUUUUUUUUAUGUAUGACAAAACGAGCAUUACUACCAAUCAAACAACACAUCAGUUAAUGCGAGCAGAAUCAUAUUUAUUUAUUUAUUUAGAGAGAAAGAGAAACCAAAUAAUUCAUCCUGACAAUUUUAACAUUCCAAAAUGCAAUAUUUAAAAAGAAACUGCUGCUCCCCCACUACCACAUUUCUUGAUUAAAAUUGAGUCUGACGGGACGCGACCAGCACUCAUCGGAUCAAUAUUUGAAGAGCAGUCGUAGUGUUCAUCUGCAAUCAAUGGUUACUCUUUGUUGAUUCAUGGCUUCUGUAACAAUGAUCCAUACAACUGCAGUCUGGUAUUCAAAUUGCCCACCGCUGAGACAGAUUCUGAUGUUUUUUGGCACAUUUCCAUGUCGGGAGGUUGAAGAUUCCUUAAAAAAAUAAAAGUUGUGCAUUUGCGUAGAUCGUAGACAAGAUUGACUA
Messenger RNA from Polyodon spathula (Mississippi paddlefish), 3427 nucleotides. Its product is annotated as opioid growth factor receptor-like protein 1. Lineage: Eukaryota; Metazoa; Chordata; Actinopteri; Acipenseriformes; Polyodontidae. Gene Ontology annotation, molecular function: opioid growth factor receptor activity. The transcript has 7 exons. Bases 141 to 2030 code for a protein of 629 amino acids. The record is from RefSeq and is a predicted model, not a curated record. Gene Ontology annotation, cellular component: membrane.